AUGGAGGAUGCCCGCAAAGUUUUCAAUCAAAUGUCUGAGCGGGAUGUGUUUAGUUGGACUAGUCUGUUAGGUGGGUAUGCAAAACAUGGGGAGAUGGAUAGAGCCUGUGAGCUUUUUAAUAUGAUGCCUGUGCGUAAUGAUGUAUCUUGGGCUGUCAUGAUUUCAGGGUUUUUGGGAUGUGGAAGGUAUCCUGAAGCUCUUACAUUUUUCUGCAACAUGUUAUGCGAUGAUAGGGUUAAUCCUAAUGAGGCUGUUCUGGUUUGUGUUCUAUCUGCUUGUGCUCAUCUUGGAGCCUUAGAUCAGGGAAACUGGAUUCAUCUUUAUAUAGACAAGAUUGGAAUAAGGCAGAGCUCAAACAUUUCUACUGCACUCAUUGAUAUGUAUGCAAAAUGUGGAAGGAUUGAUUGUGCAAGUAGAGUUUUCAAUGGAAUUUGUAAACGUGAUGUUCUCAGUUUUACAAGCAUGAUUUCAGGAUUAUCAUAUCAUGGGCUUGGCAAGGAUGCUUUGCGCGUUUUCUAUCAAAUGUUAGAUGAAAAUGUGAUGCCCAAUGAGAUCACCAUUCUAGGGGUUUUAAAUGGAUGUAGCCAUUCAGGUCUUGUAGAGGAGGGUUCUUCAAUCCUGGCUAAUAUGGAAAGCUUGUGGGGAAUUGCACCCAAGAUUGAGCACUACGGGUGUUACAUUGAUUUGCUUGGUCGUGCCGGCUAUUUGGAGAGGGCACUUGAAGUUGUCAAAACCAUGCCCAUGGAACCAGACAUUGUUAUAUGGAGGGCUUUGCUUAGUGCUAGUAGAAUCCAUCAUAAUGUUAAUCUUGGGGAGCAGAUUAUCAGUCACAUUGGGCAACUGAAAUCUAGUGAUCAUAAUGGAGGUGAGGUGCUUCUUUCAAAUUUAUAUGCUUCUUUAGGAAGAUGGGAGAGGGUCACAGAAAUGAGGAAGCUAAUGGUUGAUAGGAGGAGUGAGUCAAGCCCUGGAUGUAGUUGGAUUGAGGUCAAUGGUCUUGUUCAUGAGUUUCGAGUUGCUGAUCAGUUGCAUCCCCAGAUUGUAGAGAUUCGAAACAAGCUGAAUGAAAUCUUGAAAAGACUAAGUCAAAUAGGCUAUUCGGCUAAUACAAUGCAAGUUUCAUUUGAUUUGAAUGAGGAAGAGAAAGAGCAAGCAGUGGCUUGGCAUAGUGAGAAGUUAGCUAUUGCUUUUGGACUGAUGAGUACUGAGCCAGGGACUUUGAUUCGGAUAGUGAAAAAUCUAAGGACAUGCGAAGACUGUCAUUCAGCUCUGAAGACCAUUUCCCAAGUUUAUGGCAGGGAAAUAGUAGUUAGAGAUCGUUCUCGUUUCCACACUUUCAUAGAAGGAGACUGUUCAUGCAAGGAUUUUUGGUAG
This is a messenger RNA of Vitis vinifera (wine grape), 1371 nucleotides long. Its product is annotated as pentatricopeptide repeat-containing protein At2g29760, chloroplastic. The coding region runs from base 1 to 1371 and encodes 456 amino acids. The record is from RefSeq and is a predicted model, not a curated record. The transcript has a single exon. Lineage: Eukaryota; Viridiplantae; Streptophyta; Magnoliopsida; Vitales; Vitaceae. Gene Ontology annotation, molecular function: protein binding; zinc ion binding; RNA binding. Gene Ontology annotation, biological process: RNA modification.